AUGCAUGCUGGAUACCUUCCAGUUAAUUCGCAAAACGAUGGUUCCUUGUUCUUUUGGCAUUUCCCGAAGAAAUUCAUUAGUGACAAAUCAAGAACCGUUAUCUGGUUAAAUGGUGGUCCCGGUCAGAGUAGCCUUAUCGGUGCUUGGACUGAAAUUGGCCCUUUUCGCUUUAUCAAUAAGGACACCAUGGUGGUGAAUAAUGGCUCCUGGCACUUCUAUGCUAAUCUCUUAUUCAUCGAUCAGCCGAUCGGUACUGGAUUUUCUUAUGCCGAAAACAAUCGAUUUGUUAAAGAACUCGACGUCAUGGCAGAACAUUUUGUCGGUUUUCUCGAGCGAUAUAUCGAAAUUUUCCCGAAAUUACUUGAAGACGAUAUCUACUUAGCUGGUGAAUCGUUUGCAGGUCAAUAUAUUCCAUAUAUUGCCAAGGCUAUUCUCGAAAAACGAUCGCCGUUGAAACUACAUGGUCUCAUCAUCGGAAGUGGAUGGAUUGAUCCUGUUUCACUUUAUGAUUCAUAUCUCCCAUAUGCAAUUGCCAAUAACCUACUAAAGAACGAUUCAGAGCUUUACACAAAUGUUACUCAGAUAGUCAAGAAAUGCGAACAAGCAGUAGUGAACGGUGUACAUGUUUUUACGAAUGAAUGUAACUCUGUUCUCGAUCAGAUAAUGAACAAUGGUAUAAAGAACGAAUAUAGUUCAUGUAUUAAUGUUUAUCAUAUACGACAGAAUGCAUCGAAACCCGAAUGUGGAAUGAAAGGACCAUCGGAAAUCAAAUAUGUUUCUGCUUAUUUAAGUCGAAUGGAUGUGAUGUCUUCUUUACAUGUGAAUAAGAAGAUACGUUAUUGGAAAGACGUGACUGAUCCAGUUUAUCUCGCAUUUCAAGCAGCUAAUUCGAGACCAUCGAUUGAAAUCUUACCCGAUUUACUUCGACAAAUGCCGAUUCUGAUUUAUAUCGGUGAAUACGAUUUCAUUUGUAAUCAUUUCGGUACAGAAAAUAUGCUGAAUAUUAUGCAAUGGAAUGGGAGAGUGGGCUUUGAUUUAGGAAGCGGCUUGAUCUCGCCCAGCAACCCAUGGAUUGUCGAAAAUGAAUCAGCAGGUCGCAUUCGAUACGCGCGGAAUCUAACAUAUAUUCUGUUUUACAAUGCUGGUCAUAUGGUUCCCUCGAAUCAAGCACGACGAUCGCAAGCUAUGUUACAUCAAUUUAUACAACUAAAUUUAACUUAUCCCAACAAUGGAACAUUAGAUGCUGAUUAUUCAAAGACUAAUCAGAAAAGUUAUGAUUCUUUCAAGAAAAUGGCAUUAGUUUUAACUACGAUGGUCGUUAUUGCUUUCAUUUCAAUUGGAUUUACUUGGUUUUUGCUCUGCAAACUCCGAGUGCAUGAGAUUAUUUUAUCAUGCCAGCGUCUGAGUUUAUUUCGCUCAAAAGAACAAUCAGUGGUAUAUCAACGUUUCAGAAGUUUGGACGAUGAUUCUGUUGCUUUUGACGGUGACCCUUCAACGUGA
Adineta ricciae is the source of this 1500-nucleotide messenger RNA. Lineage: Eukaryota; Metazoa; Rotifera; Eurotatoria; Adinetida; Adinetidae. The record is from the annotation of a GenBank genome assembly.